AUAAAAACGUUUGCCCUUCUGAGUAAUGAAAACAGUCAGUUAUUGUACUCCAAUAUGGAGAGACCAUCGUCGUCCGCCAUGCAAAUGCUCUAUGCAGAGCUGGCCGCUGUUAAAUCACAGAAUUCACGACUAGAGGAAGAGAAUCUUCUGCUGCGUCAUAGAUUAAAUCGUGUUUCUACUGAUCAGCAUACCAAUUCCUCCGUGCAAGUGGAGGCCAAGAUCAAGGCCUUUCAGAUGGAGGAAGAACGCGAUAACAUAUUAGACACGUUGCAGUUGCACAAGAAGAAGUACAACAAGUUGCACGAUGCAUAUCUGGAAAAGAUAAAACGUUGCAAGGCGCUGGAAGAUAUGUUUAAAAAGCAAAAGACACUUACUGGUCUUGUUAUGAAAUCAGCUGUAGAACAGAGAAAUUCUGAGCAAAAAAUGAUGUUGGAAAAGCGACAGUCAAAGCAGAGCGAAAACUGUGAUGUAGAGUUGCAACAGUUGCAAGCGAAGCUGGCAAAGAUGCAAUCGGCGCUAGACGAGUCCUAUGACAUUAUUGAUGAAAUGGACUUUGAGCUGGAGAGCGUUGAUUUACUGGAAAUGCAGAAUCAAAGUUUGCGUGAGGAACUGGCGGCAUUAAAAACGCAACUAGCGACUGCUUCACAAGCUGAUAUCGUGGAUGAUCCACCACCCAAAUAUGAGCCAGAAGAUACUGUUGCUCGAGAAGCCCGCCGCGAGUAUCGUCGGAAUGUUGCCUCCUCAUGUAACAGCGAUUAUUUUCUCAAGCACGAUGAUGCCGAUGCAGAUUCAUUGGAACGCGCCGCCAUGACACACAGCCUUAUAAAAACUGUCGAAGCAGAGAGCAAUUGCCUGAGACGGGAGCUUUUGCGCUCACGUUACCAACGCACAGUGCGCGCCAAAUUGGAUAAAGAGGAGGAGCAAGAGAAGGAAACAGUUUAAAUGAUUUAAACUUAUGAUUCUAACAUAUUCUUAAGUGGAUUAAUGAUUUCAAGUGUUGACUGAAUGUCAAUAAUACA
Molecule: messenger RNA, 1019 nt
Organism: Drosophila innubila
Lineage: Eukaryota; Metazoa; Arthropoda; Insecta; Diptera; Drosophilidae
Exons: 5
Coding region: 55-942 (295 amino acids)
Source: RefSeq, a predicted model, not a curated record